AUGGAAAACGAAGAAAGGUCACAACCAGAAGCGCAGUACCAAAGGGAACUUGAAGGAGUUCGGAAUGAUGUGGCGCACCUGACCAGUUUGCUUGAGCAAAUGUUGAGAGCCAAAGAUGGAGAGGGAACAUCUACUCAACCUGAUGAAGCACCACCAGCAGCUCAAAUCCCUGUCGCACCUAUAGACGUAGGGGCAAAUACACCACAUAAGCAGCAUCCUAAUCCCACUCAGCCCAUCCAAAUCCCUAUUACAAUGGAUUUGACAAACGAGGAUCCACAGGACGUCAGAGUCUCUGAUCAUGUUGGGUAUGAUAAAUGGACUGCCCUAGAGGAGAGGCUAAGGGCAGUUGAAGGGAAUGAUUUAUUUGACCCAAUUAGGGCCGCUGAAGUAUGUUUGGUACCUAACAUCGUAAUUCCAAAGAAGUUCAGAGUGCUGGAGUUUGUUAAGUAUACCGGAAUGGAAUGCCCAAAGACCCAUCUUCGUUCCUACUAUAACAAGAUGGCAGAGGUUAUCUACGAUGAUAAGUUGCUAAUUUACUUCUUCCAAGAUAGUUUGACAGGAUCGGCCCUUAGCUGGUAUAUGAGGCUGGACAACGUUAGGAUUAAGAAAUGGACAGAUCUGGCAGAUGCUUUCUUAAAGCAAUACAAGUUCAAUCUGGAGAUUGCUCCUGAUAGGACCAGUCUGAUUACCAUGGAGAAAGGAGCUCAAGAGUCCGUGAGGGCUUAUGCUCAGAGGUGGCGAGACCAAGCUAUCAAUGUACAACCUCCACUAAUAGAGACGGAGAUGGUAACACUGAUUGAGCAAGGAGUCCGAAGUGGGAGAAUUGCGGAACCUAUAGAGAAGAGGGGUUUUGUUGGGAAGAAGAAGGAAAUUGAGAUAGCUCCCUUACCAUUACCUCCUAUGCAACCGCAUUUCCCUACCUGGUACAACCCUGAGUUGACUUGUGAAUACCAUGCUGGUAAUACAGGUCACAGCAUUGAGAACUGCGUAGCUUUUAAGAAGAGGGUAUCGCAGUUGAUCAAAAUCGGAUGGGUCACUUUUGAAGAUUCGCCUAAUGUGAAUUCGAACCCUCUACCCAAACAUGCUGUAGGUGGUAGUGGAGUGAAUACUAUGGAGGUCAGUAGCAAAGGGAAGGUGCUAAGAGUGACCAUGGCAAGGUUGUAUGAAAUGUUGGUACAAUCUGGACAUUUGGAGAAACCAUCUGAACAUUGCAUAAGGGAAGACGAUUUUUGCCCAUUCCAUAAAAAGAAAGGGCAUCACAUUGAUGAAUGCAUUGAGUUUCAUCAAAAGGUUGUGAGAAUGCUGACUUUAGGAGAGUUAAGGAUUGAGGCUGUAAAAGAUAAUGAAGAGAUAGAGAUGAUAGAGAAUUGGGGGGAAAUGUAG
Molecule: messenger RNA, 1383 nt
Organism: Populus trichocarpa (black cottonwood)
Lineage: Eukaryota; Viridiplantae; Streptophyta; Magnoliopsida; Malpighiales; Salicaceae
Exons: 3
Coding region: 1-1383 (460 amino acids)
Source: RefSeq, a predicted model, not a curated record